This is a messenger RNA of Hevea brasiliensis (rubber tree), 1760 nucleotides long. RefSeq names its product beta-amyrin 28-monooxygenase. Bases 58 to 1503 code for a protein of 481 amino acids. The transcript is spliced from 4 exons. Gene Ontology annotation, molecular function: heme binding; monooxygenase activity; iron ion binding. The record is from RefSeq and is a predicted model, not a curated record. Lineage: Eukaryota; Viridiplantae; Streptophyta; Magnoliopsida; Malpighiales; Euphorbiaceae. Gene Ontology annotation, biological process: sterol metabolic process.
AUAAAUUGGCAUCGAUUUAUACCUCAUUCACUCGCCCGCUAAAAAAAGAAAGCAAAAAUGGAGCAUUACUACCUCACCCUUCUUCUCCUCUUCAUGUCCUUUAUCACACUGUCUCUCUUUUUCCUUUUCUACAAGCACAUCUCCCAAUACAAGUACCCUAACCUUCCUCCAGGGAAACCAGGCCUUCCCUAUGUGGGAGAGAGUCUGGAUUUCUUGUCCACAGGUUGGAAAGGUCACCCUGAAAAGUUUGUCUUUGAUCGGAAAACUAAAUACUCCUCUGAUGUUUUCAAAACUAAUCUCCUUGGCCACCCUGCAGCUGUGCUUUGCGGGGCUGCAGGUAACAAGUUCAUGUUCUCCAAUGAGAACAAGCUUGUUGUAGCCUGGUGGCCUGAUUCUGUGAACAAAAUAUUUCCUUCUUCUCUACAGACUUCUUCCAAGGAAGAAGCCAAGAAAAUGAGAAAGCUUCUUCCUCAGUUCUUGAAACCUGAGGCUUUGCAGCGAUAUAUAGGUAUCAUGGAUUCAAUCGCGCAGAGGCACUUUGCCUCGGGGUGGGAGAAUAAAGAUGAAGUGGUUGUGUUCCCUCUGGCAAAGAAUUACACCUUCUGGUUAGCCUGUCGUCUCUUUGUAAGCGUGGAAGAUCCUGCCCACAUAGCAAAAUUUUCAGACCCUUUUCAGGUCUUGGCCUCAGGAAUCAUUUCCAUUCCCAUUGAUUUGCCUGGAACACCCUUUCGAAGAGCUAUCAAGGCCUCACAGCUUAUAAGGAGGGAGCUUCUGGGCAUCAUCAAGCAAAGAAAGAUUGAUCUUGCAGUAGGAAGGGCAUCGAAUACACAAGAUAUUUUGUCUCAUAUGUUGAAUACAAGUGAUGAGAAUGGAGAGUUCAUGAAUGAAAGGGAUAUUGCAGACAAGAUUCUUGGAUUGUUGAUUGGUGGACAUGAUACUGCUAGUGCUGCUUGCACUUUCAUUGUCAAGUAUCUCUCUGAACUCCCGCACAUUUUCCAGGAAGUUUACAAGGAGCAAAUGGAGAUUGCUAAAACAAAAGAGGAAGGAGAGUUGCUGAACUGGGAUGACAUUCAAAAAAUGAAAUAUUCAUGGAACGUGGCUUGUGAAGUAAUGAGACUUGCUCCUCCUCUUCAAGGUGCUUUCAGGGAAGCCAUCACUGAUUUCAUCUUCAAUGGUUUUUAUAUUCCAAGAGGCUGGAAGCUGUAUUGGAGUGCAAACUCAACCCAUAAGAAUCCAGAGUACUUCUCAGAACCUGAAAAAUUUGAUCCCAGCAGAUUUGAAGGGAAAGGACCAGCUCCUUACACCUUCGUGCCAUUUGGUGGAGGACCAAGAAUGUGCCCUGGAAAAGAGUAUGCUCGAUUGGAAAUACUUGUUUUUAUGCACAACUUGGUGAAAAGAUUCAGAUUUGAAAAGGUAAUUCCAGAUGAGAAGAUUAUUGUUGAUCCUAUGCCAAUGCCAGCAAAGGGACUUCCAGUUCGCCUUUAUCCUCACAAGGCUUCAUAAACUUCAUAUAUAAUUUCUUCAUCCAUAGUUACCAGAAUAAGCUAGGCAAAGCUCUUUCCUUUAUUAUUAUUAUUAUUUUAAUUUUCUUAUUUGUUUCACUUGUUUUACAUUCACAUAUAUGCCAUAUGUAUUAUUACCUAUUCAACCCUCAUGUGACAACAAUCUUUUAUAUACAAUAAUUCCGAGAUGUCAAAGAUCCAAAGUUUCAAUAUAAUUUUUAUGUAAUUAAUGUAUUUUAAGCUUCUCUUUGAACUUUU